Messenger RNA from Hydra vulgaris (swiftwater hydra), 1504 nucleotides. The record is from RefSeq and is a predicted model, not a curated record. Lineage: Eukaryota; Metazoa; Cnidaria; Hydrozoa; Anthoathecata; Hydridae.
AGGUACGCGGAAAUCGCGAUUUACGGAACCGAUUUUUAUGCUAAAAUUUUGGUUCUCGUUUUUUUCACUCUUUUUUAUGCAGCGUGAGGCAGACGUAGUUUUAAGUAGUUUCUUUUUAGAAACAUAUAUAGACAUAGAUACUUUUUGGAAAGAAGAAAAGUUAAUCUUGAUUUUUGAAAUACUUUUAUGUAUGGUUACUAAACUUUAUUAUGGAAUAUUUUGCUCCUGAAUAUUAGGUUGAUGUUCUCUCAUGAAUUUGUGGUCAAAGAAAUGUAGAGUCUGCUUUUUUUAUUAUUAAAAUAGCUUGUUUCAUGCAUUUUCUAUGCACAUGCCAAAUUUCAUCAAAAAAUAAGGAUAAGCAAUUAGUCUAAUUAGUGUUAUACCAAGUAUACCACUUUUUUCAGGUAGCCCUAGGCAAACGGUUUUUUGAGGUGGUUAUUUUUAGAAACAUAUAUUAACCUUGACGACUUUUGAAAGAAGAAAGAUUCGGCUUGAUUUAUAUAAACUUUUGUGUAUUGCUAACAUACCUUUUUAUGGAGUAUUUUGCUGAGAAUUUUGCAUGGAAAUUUGGCUGAUGUUGUAACAUAGAUUUGUAGUUGAAGAAAUGUAGAGUCUGUUUUUUUUAUUAUUAAAAUAGUUUUUUUCAUGCAUUUUCUAUGAACAUGCCAAAUUUCAUCAAAAAAUAAGGAUAAGCAAUUAGUCUAAUUAGUGUUGGACUUUAGGUACCUAAUUUCGAUUUUUUUGUUGUUGUUUUUUUUGGUAAGCAAAAUCCGGUAGGCGCCGAAAUCCGGAUAAGGGGGCGUUUUAACUAAAAAUCUUAUUUUGAAUAAGAUUUUUAAUAAUUGUGAUAUAUAUUAUUAGAUUUAAAAAAAUAUGGCAACAUAUAGCAAGAGUGUGUUAGAUGCCCUAACAGAAAAUCCUGCCCGGCUUUUUAAUGAUUUUUUGAGAUUUCUCGAAUCUACACAGCCCAUCACUGUUACAUCUUCAGCAUCUACUAUAACUAUUCCAUGUGUUCAACCUUCUGCUGUUGAAUCUACACAGCCUAUCACAGCUACAUUUACGUGUUCAACGAAUGUUCCUUCUACAUCUGCUAUUUAUGUUACAUCUUCUGCGCCUUCUAUGACUCUUCCAGGUGUUCAACCUUCUGCUGUUCGUAAAAAUUAUAUUUGCAUUAUUGAGGUUAAAAUAUCAGUUUCUUGUAAUCGUAACUUGUUUAAAGAAGGGUGGAUACUCCAACUUGCAUUUUGUAAUGUGGUUGGAUACGACUGGGCAGGAAGGGGGGCGUUUGGCGUGGCACAUGUCCCGUCCCUUAUGUCAACUUAUACACCACUUGUAUAUGCUGUAAACAUUUCACUACGAGGGUGUUAAAACGUAACAAAGACAUCAACACUUCAAUCUAAAAUAGACCACUAAUAUUUGGAAAUGGAUUGGAAGCAAAUUGGAACAAUUUUUUGUGUAUAAAGAUGACAUAUUUUAUCAGAAAAACACUCUUUCGUGUGAAAAA